Entrophospora candida is the source of this 1065-nucleotide messenger RNA. Lineage: Eukaryota; Fungi; Glomeromycota; Glomeromycetes; Entrophosporales; Entrophosporaceae. The record is from the annotation of a GenBank genome assembly.
AUGUCUUCGCCAACACAAAAUUUAUCAAUAGAAUAUCCAUUAUAUAUUUCAGAUUUAUCAGAUACAGAAAUUAAAGAGGGAGCUUCUCCGGACUUUUAUUCCGCCAAAACAUCUAUAGCAAGUACACCUACCACUGAUUAUUUUCCUGAUAAUGAAGAAUUGUACGAUAAUCAACCAAGUGAUCUCCCAGAAAUUCCAAUAACUUACAAUAGAGGUCGACGAACUUCAGUUAGCGCAGAAUCAAUUGCUCCAAGUCAGAAUAAUGAGUAUGUAAAAAUUGUCAUUCCAAAGACUGAACAACAACGACAAAGGAUUGAAACAUCAAUCUCUAGCAAUUUUCUAUUUAAAAAUCUUGAUGAGGAACAAUGCAAAGAUGUGAUCGAUGCCAUGGCAGAAAUAAGUGUAAAUAAAAACGAAGAGAUCAUCAAACAAGGAGGGAUUGGUGAUUUUUUUUAUGUCGUGGAAACUGGUAGCUUUGAUGUUUAUGUUUCAAAAAAUGGAGCACCGGCAGAAAAGGUGAUGGAUUAUGGACCAGGUGGAAGUUUUGGAGAGUUGGCUUUAAUGUAUAAUGUGCCUCGUGCAGCUACCGUUGUAGCAACAUCGGAUUCAGUUCUUUGGGCACUUGAUAGAGUGACGUUUCAUAGAAUUUUGAUGGAGAAUACAUCUCGUAAGCGACAAAUGUAUGAAUCAUUUCUUGAAGAAGUACCACUUUUUAAAUCACUGGAACCCUACGAGAGACACAAGAUCGCUGACGCAUUGGAAUCCAUGGAUUACGAAGAUGGUGAAUUGAUAAUUAAGCAGGGAGAUAUUGGCGAGGAUUUUUAUUUGAUAGAAUCUGGAGAAGCUACGGUAACAAAAGUUGAUGAAAAUGGCGUCGAACAUGAAUUCCUUGGGUUAAAAAAAGGAGAUUAUUUUGGAGCGAGUAUUUCAGCAAAAGGUAGAUUAAAAGUAGCCACUUUGGGUAAAAAAGCAUUUGUUAGAUUGUUAGGGCCAGUUGUUGAUAUAUUGAAAAGAAAUAGUGACAAUUACGAAACUGUCACUCGUAACGUUACUAUUCAGCAAUAA